GUUCUAUGAACACGGAUCCGGAACACUGUCAUCUAGUUGUCAUCUAGUUGCAAACAUUUUUUACCUCUUCAGGAGAAAAGGAUUGCUCAGAGGUUGAACUUCAACCAACUCUUGAGGGUUUUCAAAUUACUUUCACCUGAGUGAUCCAGAACGGGCAACAGCAUGCCUGUCGUGGAGAGAGAGCCGCCGAAAGCCCGCAGGGAAAGCUAUGUCCUGCCCAAGGUGCCUGUCCCACCCCUGAAGCAGACCCUGGACAUGUACCUGACCAGUAUUAAACACCUGGUGAAGGAGGAACAGUACCAGAAGACUAAAUCCAUUGUGGAGAAGUUUGGAGAACCAGGCGGCACUGGAGAGCUGCUGCAGGAGAAGCUACUGGAGAAGAGCAUCAACACACACAACUGGGUAUAUGACUACUGGCUUGACGAUAUGUAUUUGAAUCAGAGAUUGGCCUUACCAGUCAACUCCAAUCCUGCCAUGGUCUUCCCAAAACAAGACUUUAGAGAUCAUAAAGACUCACUCAAAUUCGCUGCUCACCUCAUCACAGGAGUUCUGGAGUAUAAGAAACAUAUUGACACACGGGCGUUGCCCGUGGACUUUUCUCGGGGCCAGCUGGCUGGGACCCCUCUGUGUAUGAAACAGUACUACCGUCUCUUCAACACAUACCGUCUGCCCGGCCUCAAGAGGGACACCCUCGUCAUCCACGAGACUGGGUCCACCGAGCAGGAGCACAUCAUCGUUGCAUGCAAGAACCAGUUCUUUGUGAUGGACCUAAUGGUAAAGGAGAAAACACUGAGAGAAAUGGACAUCUCAAGCCAACUGGAGAAGAUCGUAAAGAUGGCAGAGAACACGGAGGAGAGACAGCCUCCUUUUGGUCUGUUGCCGUCAGAUGGAAGAACAGAAUGGGCCCAGGCUAGAGACGUGCUCAUUAAAGAUUCAGUUAACAGAGAGUCGUUGGCUGUGAUCGAGAAGUGUCUGUGCGUGGUGUGUCUAGACGACCCCAGUGGGAUGGAGGUUGGCGAUACCAGCCGAGCCCUAAUGAUGCUCCAUGGAGGAGGCCAUGAGAAGAUGGGGGCAAACCGCUGGUAUGACAAGCCAAUGCAGUUUGUUGUAGGGGAGGACGGAGUCUGCGGCACGGUGUGCGAGCAUUCACCCUUCGAGGGAAUAGUUCUCGUGGCGUGUACCGAAUACCUGAUGAAAUUCAUGACAGGAAGUCCCUCCAAGAUAGGGAGGGCCACCAGCGUGUCAGAGCUUCCUGCUCCUCGCAGACUGCUCUGGAAGACCACGCCCCACAUCCAGGGCCUCCUGAAGGCCUCUGCUGAGAGACUGCAGAGGCUGGUUAGAGAUCUGGACAUGGAUGUACACAAGUUUGAGGUCUAUGGAAAAGAAUUCAUCAAGAAGCAGAAGAUGAGCCCAGAUGCGUACAUACAGGUGUCUCUACAACUGGCAUUUUACAGAUGCAAUGGACGGCUGGUGUCCACUUAUGAGAGUGCUUCUAUCCGUCGUUUUCAUGAGGGCCGGGUGGACAACAUCCGCUCAGCGACCCCCGAGACUCUGGCCUUUGUGAAGGCCAUGACGGACGAGAAGACAUCUCUCUCUGAUUCAGAAAAGAUUAAACGAUUGUGGGAUGCGAUUAAUGCCCAGACAAAUUCCACAAUUGCAGCUAUUACAGGGAUGGGAAUAGACAAUCACCUUCUAGGACUCAGAGAGAUCUCACAGGAGAUCCAUAUGGAGAUGCCAGAGAUCUUCACAGAUGAAACCUACGUGGCCAGUAACCAGUUCAUUCUAUCCACCAGUCAGGUCCCCACCACAGUGGAGAUGUUCUGUUGUUACGGCCCGGUGGUUCCUAACGGUUACGGGUGCUGCUACAACCCACAGGCAGACCACCUCCUCUUCAGCGUGACCAGCUUCCACGGCAGCACCGAGACCAGCUCGGCCGUUUUUAUCAAGGCUCUGGACGAGGGCCUCGUAGAGAUGAGGGAUCUGUGCAGGACGAGCAAUAAGCCUCAGAGCAACGCUGCUGCCUCGAAGGCGGUUGAGAAAAGCCAAGGAGCUGGCAGCAAGCCUCCGACCACACCUCAGAAAACAGGGAAAUAAGUCAUACUGAGAUAGGAAUACCUAGGAUAGGAUAAGUAAUCCUUCUCACCCCCCCUCCCCCCUUAAAAGAUUUAGAUGCACUAUUGUAAAGUGGCUGUUCCACUGGAUGUCAUAAGGUGAAUGCACCAAUUUAUAAGUCGCUCUGGAUAAGAGCGUCUGCUAAAUGACUUAAAUGUAAUGUUAAAUGUAUAUCAUUACGGUGUCCGUAUUAGGACAGCCUCAGUAGUCACACUCAACUUCCCACAGAUUACGGUGUCCAUAUUACCACAUCCUCAGGAGUUACACUCAACUUCUGACACGUGUCCAGGUACGUGGUGAAAGUACUGUUAGCUAGUUGUCCCGUGUGUAUAUUUUGGUGUUUGUGCGAUAAAAGUAGAUGUUUCUACGACUUUAUCUCUCGAGUCAAUAUGAAUCGUUAACUAUGUAACAAUGUACAUUAAAACUAAAUAAGGAAGGGAAACACAUAGAUGUAGAAAAUACGAUGUAGACGCUCUCAUUCACCACCGGUACUCUGUGGGAGUCUAGACAGAGCACAGCUCACUGGUCUGGUAAUAGGAAACUAAAGCCAUGCCUGCUAUUUCAGCACUGUAGUGACGGACAGCUCCUCUUACUUACUCCUGAAUGAUCUCAGCGUAUGUAGGCUCAACGUACUGUUAAUUCAGCUUUGUCGAAACAACUCCUAAAUAUAUAUAUAUAUAUACCGGAAUAUAUCGUUAUCAAUAUAUUCAAAUUUAUCGUGCAAACAUUGAUCAUAUUGUAACUAAUGGGAUUCAUGUCCGGACGGCAACCGAACCCAUAGGGAAAGAGAAAAAGUAGGAACUAGGUUUAAUAUCAUCACUACAAUGAUGCUGCCAAAGAGGGAUAUCUAUCUAG
This is a messenger RNA of Oncorhynchus gorbuscha (pink salmon), 2967 nucleotides long. Its product is annotated as choline O-acetyltransferase-like. The transcript is spliced from 15 exons. Gene Ontology annotation, cellular component: cytoplasm; neuron projection. The record is from RefSeq and is a predicted model, not a curated record. Bases 163 to 2094 code for a protein of 643 amino acids. Gene Ontology annotation, molecular function: choline O-acetyltransferase activity. NCBI's taxonomy places the organism in Eukaryota, Metazoa, Chordata, Actinopteri, Salmoniformes, Salmonidae. Gene Ontology annotation, biological process: acetylcholine biosynthetic process; neuromuscular synaptic transmission.